Molecule: messenger RNA, 801 nt
Organism: Arachis stenosperma
Lineage: Eukaryota; Viridiplantae; Streptophyta; Magnoliopsida; Fabales; Fabaceae
Exons: 2
Coding region: 1-801 (266 amino acids)
Source: RefSeq, a predicted model, not a curated record
AUGGAGGUUUUGUUCCGUAACAUAAUCAGGGUCAAGGCAGUUUCAGGAGGCCGAAUAACAAUGCCAAUCAAGAAAGAAGAAAAGAAAAUGGAUGAGAUUGGUAGAGUACAGCAGCCAGGGAGAGUGUUCAUUACUUCAGCAGUAGGUGCCGAGGGAUCCGAGACCUUGAUCAGAGGUAACAAUAAAGUAGCUGGUAAAAGUUUAAGUGCUUUGUUUGAUUCUAGGACAACGCAUUCAUUUAUAGCAUUUGAAAGGGCUAGUGAGUUAGGUUUGAAGAUUAUGGUCUUAGGUUAUGAUUUAAAGGUGCAUAAUGUCACUUCUGAAGUCGUUGUGACUAGGUUAGGAUGCCCACAAGUUUUGUUUUGGGUUCAACAGCAUGAUUUCGUACCUGAUUUGAUUUGUUUACCUAUGACCGGUCUAGAUCUCAUUUUGGGAUUGGAUUGGUUAUCUAAGAAUCAUGUUUUGCUUAACUGUUCUGAGAAAUCAGUAUACUUUGUGCCGGAAGGAUCGGAAGGGCCGAUUGUGGUGAAUAGGUACUAUUUGAACUCUAUGACAGUAAACUAUUUUGGAUGUGAAUGCCAAGGUGUUAUGCUAUUAACGACGAGUGUUUCGAGAGAUGAACAAAGCUUAGAGCAGAUUCCGGUUGUUUGUAAAUUUCCUAAGGUGUUUCUGGAUGACAUUGAUGAAUUUCCACCUAAUCGAGAGGUCGAGUUUGUAAUUGAGUUGGUGCCUGGAGCAAGUCCAAUCUUGAGUGCUCCUUAUAGGAUGUCACCUGUGGAGAUGGCCGAGCUUAAGGCUUAG